UUUUCUAUUUCUAGGGUUUUUUGUGCUUUUUGGUAGGCGUCGAGGAGAACCAGAGAAGACACAGGAAGAAAAUAUAUAUAUCGAUAACCUAUAGAGAGAGAGAUAUGGAUUCGUUUUCAGCGCCAUCCACCGGAUCGUCCCCGAAGCUCUCAGCGGAGGAUUUCAUGGACCAGCUCAAGACUCAGCUUGCCCAGGCUUACGCCGAGGAGUUCCUCGAGACGGUAAGGGGGAAGUGCUUCGAGAAGUGUAUUACCAAACCUGGAAGUAGCCUGAGUGGGAGCGAGAGCAGUUGCAUAUCCAGGUGUGUUGAUCGCUACAUCGAGGCCAGUGGUAUAAUUAGCAGAGCUCUUUUUAGCUCAUCACGCUAAAAUCUUAAGCCUAGCAGCAUAUCAUGCAGAACAUCAAGCUGUGGAAUUUCAGAAAGAACGUAAAUGGGAGAGGCUAUUGAUUAUGUAGUUGGUAUUGCUUUCCCAUUCUUUUGUUAUUUAUGAGGAUAAUAGUCUGUUUCACUUAUUACUUGAAAGCCAGCCAUAUAAACUUUUGCACCUUUAAGAUUUGGACAUGUUAUUGGGUUAUUCUUGUGUUCUUGGACAAUUAUUGUUAGUAUUAUUUUGAUCUUACUAGGCAUUAUGCUCAA
Cornus florida is the source of this 637-nucleotide messenger RNA. RefSeq names its product mitochondrial import inner membrane translocase subunit Tim13. Bases 105 to 368 code for a protein of 87 amino acids. The record is from RefSeq and is a predicted model, not a curated record. The transcript has 2 exons. Lineage: Eukaryota; Viridiplantae; Streptophyta; Magnoliopsida; Cornales; Cornaceae.